Messenger RNA from Moesziomyces aphidis, 1389 nucleotides. Lineage: Eukaryota; Fungi; Basidiomycota; Ustilaginomycetes; Ustilaginales; Ustilaginaceae. The record is from the annotation of a GenBank genome assembly.
AUGGACAUCCCACUCAGCAGCGAUGCGCUCGAUCUGAGCUUCCACCCAGACGACGAAGCCAAUCUGAUUGCCGUCGGCCUCAUCUCGGGCAAGAUCCAGCUGGUCGACUACUCGCCGUACCUGGCGGAGCCGUCUUCGUCGCGCACGCCUGCAUCGCCAGCCUCAAAGAAGGCACGUUCCACAGAGGAUGACGAUGCCCGAGUGUCGCGCAAGCUCUAUCGAAAAGUAUGGGUGUCACGACCGUCGAAGAAGUCGUGCCGCGGCUUGGCGUUUGCCGCGGACGGUGCGAGCAUCUACAGCGUAUCCAAAGACAAGGGGCUGUACGCCACGGACACGGAGACGGGGAAAGUGGUGCAGAGCUGGCAGGAUGCACACGAUGCGGCGCCGAGUCGAGUGCUGCCUAUCGACGACACCAUGGUGGUUACCGGCGAUGACGAUGGUGUGGUUCGGCUGUGGGAUCCGCGUAAACCCGGAGGUGCGGGUGCGAAACCGGUUCGAUCGUGGGAUCAUCACUUUGACUGGAUCACGGAUCUUGUCUACCUGCCGGAUCUGCCCGUCCCCAAACCCAGGACGGCAGCUGAAGCCAAGAAGAGCAAGAGUCAGCUCAAGAAGCAGCGCAAGCGCGCACGCCAAGCCGCCCUCGAACGAUCUCUCCACCCCGACUCUGACUCGGACUCUGAUUCUGGAGGUGAGGUCGAGGUGGAAUCGCGGUCGCGACUCAUCGUGACCUCGGGCGACGGCUCGCUCUCCUCGAUCGACCUACGUUCGAGUGGACCGACGUCUUUCGAGCAGAGCGAAGACCAAGAAGACGAGCUGCUCUCCAUCACCCCCAUUCGGCGCAGUCAGAAGCUCGUCGUCGGAACCCAACUCGGCAUUCUCUCGCUCUGGUCUCCCGCCCACGGUCUGCUCGACCACGUAGACCGCGUGCCCGGUCAUCCCGCUUCGGUGGAUACACUGGUGACGCUCGAUGACGAGACCGUCCUCACCGGUAGCUCCGAUGGCCUUGUGCGCGUCGUCCAAAUCCUACCCUCGAAGCUACUCGGCGUUAUUGCAAGCCACGAUGGACUGCCGGUGGAGAGGAUGAAGCGCAAGGCCAAUACACUCGCAAGUAUCGGUCACUCGAAUGCAGUCAAGCUCACCGACCUCACACCGCUGCUCGAUGAAGAGGGCGACGAAGAUGCGCCCUUGGGCAUCACCGACCUGCCUUCGGACUCGGAAGAUGACGAUGUGGAUGCAGACGACGAUGCAGAUGCUCCAGUCGAACCAUCCAACCCCGACUCGGACGAUCCAAACAACGACGACGACGACGAUGGAAACGACGACGGAAACGACGACGAUGAUGACGAGCCAUCGCCACCUACAAAAGAGACCUUCUUCGCCGACCUCUAG